Messenger RNA from Xenopus tropicalis (tropical clawed frog), 2712 nucleotides. Lineage: Eukaryota; Metazoa; Chordata; Amphibia; Anura; Pipidae. The record is from RefSeq and is a predicted model, not a curated record.
UGCUGCUCCUCCCCCUCCCUCUCAGCUCCCUCCCUCCCUCCGCUAGUUCGGUCCUGACGUUCAUUUCAUUCCUCUCCUCAUUCCGAGCAUUCCUCGCAUCGCUAGCGCCGUGCACACUCACCCUGAGCGGCCCAGCCCUGUCCUCCCCUCCCCCUGGGACCCCCCUGAGUCUGCACAGCACCCCCAAGCUGCAACCCCCCCACCCUACGCACCACCACCCAAAAAUAAGCAGCUCCCUCCCCAGCCCUAUGGAACAAUAGCACAGAGUGGUACAACUUGCUGCUGCCUGGCACUGGGGGCUCAGCUGACCUUGCCGGGGCCGUUCCUGCUGCUGCUGCAUCUCUGCAAGUUCAAGUGGAACAUUCUCUGGAGUCAGCACAAUCGCUGUGUGCCGAAAAGGACCCCGAGAGGAUCUCAGCCUGCAAACUUCCUUCUCGGUUUCUCUUUGUGCAGAAUCCAGGCCUCGGCUUGGAUUACCCAACCGCAAUCAUUGAGCCGAGCAGUUGGAGCGGCAGCGACAGUCCUGCCGAUGACAUCGAAAGGAUGAGCGAUUCCGCCGACAAACCCAUGGACAACGACGCCGAGGGGGUCUGGAGCCCGGACAUUGAGCAGAGCUUUCAGGAAGCCCUGGCCAUCUAUCCCCCCUGCGGCCGGAGGAAAAUUAUCUUAUCAGAUGAAGGCAAAAUGUAUGGUAGGAAUGAACUGAUAGCCCGAUAUAUCAAAUUAAGGACAGGAAAAACGCGGACCAGGAAACAGGUGUCUAGUCACAUACAGGUCUUAGCAAGAAAGAAAGUUCGAGAAAUCCAAGCGGCCAUUAAGGUGUCUAGUCACAUUCAGGUUCUUGCCAGAAGGAAAUCUCGUGAUUUUCAUUCCAAGCUAAAGGUGACAAACAUGGAUCAGACAGCAAAGGACAAAGCACUGCAACACAUGGCGGCCAUGUCGUCUGCUCAGAUCGUGUCGGCUACUGCAAUUCACAACAAGCUGGGCCUGCCCGGAAUCCCCCGGCCUGCCUUCCCUGCUGCUCCCGGGUACUGGCCAGGAAUGAUCCAGACAGGUCAACCUGGUUCUUCCCAAGAUGUGAAGCCCUUUGCUCAGCAAGCCUAUCCCAUUCAGCCCAGCGCCACCGCACCUAUUCCAGGCACAUAUUCUGUUUCAGGGUUCGAACCUGCCCCCCCUCCAGCCUCCUCUGUUCCAGCGUGGCAAGGCCGCUCCAUCGGCACAACCAAACUGCGACUGGUGGAAUUCUCAGCGUUUUUAGAACAGCAGCGGGACCCCGACGCAUACAACAAACACCUCUUUGUGCACAUUGGACAAGCAAAUCAUUCUUACAGCGACCCGCUGCUCGAAUCGGUCGACAUUCGCCAAAUCUACGACAAGUUUCCCGAGAAGAAGGGGGGACUGAAGGAACUGUUCGGGAAGGGGCCCCAAAAUGCGUUUUUCUUAGUCAAGUUCUGGGCCGACUUAAACUGCAAUAUUCAGGAUGACACCGGGGCGUUUUAUGGCGUCACGAGUCAGUACGAGAGUUCGGAAAACAUGACGAUAACCUGUUCUACUAAAGUCUGCUCGUUUGGGAAACAAGUCGUGGAGAAAGUAGAGACAGAAUACGCAAGGUUUGAGAAUGGCCGAUUUGUAUAUAGGAUAAACCGCUCCCCGAUGUGCGAAUAUAUGAUAAACUUUAUCCACAAGCUGAAGCACUUACCGGAGAAGUACAUGAUGAACAGCGUGUUGGAAAACUUCACUAUUUUAUUGGUGGUUACAAACAGAGACACACAGGAGACGCUGCUCUGCAUGGCGUGUGUAUUCGAGGUGUCAAACAGCGAGCACGGCGCGCAGCAUCACAUCUACCGGCUGGUGAAAGAAUGAGCCCCCCCCCCGCGGCCGCCCCCACCCACCUACACACUACAGAAACCUGCGCAAUGGAAACAGACUUAACCUCAACACCCAGCGGCGGUGCCUCUGUCUCACCCAGCAAGUUUCAGUCAAGUCUUUUGUUUUUUCAUUCUGUUUAUAUCUCAUUGGUAGCUGUGAAACGGUAACGCUCGGAGAGACUUUUAUUUCUUUAAAAAAAACACAAACAAUCGAAAAAAAAAAAUGUUGACACACUGCAAAGACCCGCUGAGCCUUGCAGAGCAAACGCACAGCCACGCGUUUCACGCCGACGCCGGGCAGAACCCUACUCUAGGGGGCGACGGAGAGAGAGGAAAAAAAACAAAAACGAAAAAAAAAAAUCAGAGUUUUUUUCAUUUGAAAAAAAUUCAGCCUUUUUAAACUUAAAAAAAAACAAAAAUUUGCUUGGACAAUUCAAGCGGGAGAGAAAUGGGAUGAAUGUAAGGGAGGCGCUGGGGAAAUGCUUCUACUACCUGAGGGGGGGCACAGUGUCGUUCUCUAAAUUAUUUUGAAAAGAGAAAAGAAAAAAAAAAUUCUUGUAAAAAAGAAACACCAAAAAGGAAAAUGUUUAAAUAUAUUGUGUGGGAGGAGCAUGACGCUUAGCGGGGUUCCUCUAUAGGCCAGAUCAUCAUUAGAAACCGCAGCCCUGGGGGCGGAGCUUUCGCAGUCAUAGAAACCAGUUGUACUGUACCGGCGCCGACUCUUAGCUUUUAUUUGCAAUAAAUCCUGUUUUUAUUUUUUUUAAACAUUUUAUGAACCCCCCCAACAGAUUGGAGUGAAAUCACCGGCAGAAAUCAGAGACAGUUUGCAAUUGGUCUUCAUUUU